AUGGAUAGGAAUACCUUUGGGCGUCUAUGUCGUAUUCUCCGUGACCGGGUAGGCCUAGUGGACCAGAGACAAGUGACUGUUGAAGAACAAGUGGCUAUAUUCCUGUGUGCGCUUGUUCAUCACAAAAAAUCCCGCAUACCCAUCCCAAUAGAUGAGGCUUGCACUGAUCGUAGAUGGAAAUGGUUCACGGGUUGCUUAGGUGCUUUGAAUGGGACUUACAUCAAUGUGCGUGUCCCAAUUGCUGACGUUCCCCGGUACCGUAAUCGAAAAGGUCACAUUACCACUAAUACACUAGUCGUGUGUGACCCCCAGCUCAGAUUCACUUACCUCCUUCCUGGCUGGGAAGGCUUGGCAGCCGAUUCAAGGAUUUUAAGGGAUGCAAUCAGCCGACCUUUAGGUCUGAAAGUACCCAAAGGAUGUUACUAUCUAUGUGAUCAAGCAUACCCAAAUGCCGAAGGUUUCUUGACACCGUACAAAGGUGUCCGCUACCAUCUCAAGGAAUGGGGGGUCGGAAGGCAAGCACCCCAAACACCGGAAGAGCUUUUCAACCUUAGAAACUCCAAGGCGAGGAAUGUCAUCGAAAGAUCAUUCGCGGUGCUGAAGAUGCGAUGGGGAAUCCUAAGGUCAACAAGCUUUUAUCCGAUAGAUGUUCAAACUGGGCUCAUAAUCGCAUGCUUUCUUCUACACAAUUAUAUACGAAGUGAAAUGGUAGUUGAUCCCGUCGAGGCUGAGCUGGUUAAUGAGGCUGAUAUUGAUGAUGAAACUGUCAACGAUCCUUUGUUAUAUGGUGAUAAUAUCAGUAGCGUGGAACCAUCGGCAUUAUGGACCCAAAAAAGGGAUGAUCUUGCAAUGGAAAUGUGGGGAGACAGAAAUAAUGGACAAGUUUGAAUGCCUAUGCAAAUGGACACCUUAUUCUUUUCAGUGUUGAGAUAGGUU
This is a messenger RNA of Salvia splendens (bonfire salvia), 936 nucleotides long. Its product is annotated as putative nuclease HARBI1. The coding region runs from base 1 to 888 and encodes 295 amino acids. The record is from RefSeq and is a predicted model, not a curated record. The transcript has 4 exons. NCBI's taxonomy places the organism in Eukaryota, Viridiplantae, Streptophyta, Magnoliopsida, Lamiales, Lamiaceae.